AUGAUUGGUUACCUUGUUUUACUUGCGCUUGGAAUCACUGGAGUAAGAGGUGGCGUCGUUGGAGAAUGCCGAUCAGAAUGCGUCGAACGGAAUCUCUACAGAAUUGUUCGAGUCCAUCUGAAGGAAGACUUCGUGAUGGUUGGCAUCUGCAGGAAUACCACAGUGUCCACAGGUGUUUUAUCGACUGUGAUCCCGUUCAUAUGUAACCGCCACCAUGGUAUUUGGACGUUAGAUGAAGCCGACGAGGAAGGCAUCGUUCAGUUCAACAUCCGAUGCCCACCGAACGAUCCUGUUCCACUACUACAGAUUGCUACCUGCCCACGAUCAUUUUAG
Messenger RNA from Cooperia oncophora, 333 nucleotides. NCBI's taxonomy places the organism in Eukaryota, Metazoa, Nematoda, Chromadorea, Rhabditida, Trichostrongylidae. The record is from the annotation of a GenBank genome assembly.